Messenger RNA from Linum trigynum, 7101 nucleotides. NCBI's taxonomy places the organism in Eukaryota, Viridiplantae, Streptophyta, Magnoliopsida, Malpighiales, Linaceae. The record is from the annotation of a GenBank genome assembly.
UAUAAAAUGCAUUUGAUGACCAAUUUGUUAUUUCAAUAAAAUGAAUGUGUAGGGUUAAAAUGUAUGCCUAGUUAUAGCAUAUAUAUAUUCCUUCUAUUUUUUCCAUAUUGAACACGGUAUCUACACAUAUAUAAUCAUUUUAUUCAUCCAAGUAGGACCUCAUUGUUCUUCACAUCGAAUAAGAUAACUUGGAAGAUUCAGAUUGUAUAUUGUGAUAUUAAUCCAUCAAUAGUAGGAAUAUAAUUUAUGAUGAAGGCCAACGAAUAAUGAAAGCGGCAGCCACAAAUUAUAGAGCAAAAAGAAAACUUCAUUAUCGUUUGGAGAAAAUAUAAUCGUUACUUUAAUUUUUUUGUAUCCAAACCUCCAAAAAAUAUCUAUCUAAUAUAAACUCUUGAAAAAAAAGGAAUUAUAUUUGAAUAUGAUGAUUCAUCCACUAGUUUAGUAAAAAUAAAUGAUAAUAUUAACCACUUCAUGAGCCGUUAAAGCAACCACUUUCCUUUUUCCCGUCACAUUAUAACCAACAAUUCAAUAAUAAUAUUGCAGUUUCACCUUUUGUGUGCACAUUUGUAGAACUAAUAGGUCUCCUUAAUUGUAAAUCCACCAUACAAAAUACAACUUUCUAAAAUGAAGGUUCAAACUCGAAUCAUGUAAAAAAUAAAAAGUUCAUCGAAACCACAAAAACAAAUUUAUAAUAUUUGAAAACAAGUAAAUCUUGAAAGUAAAGUUGAUAGAAUUAUGAACAUGGAAGAAGAUCAACGACCAUGGGAUAAUAUAUGUCCAUAUCUCUUGGAUUCCAUCUACAACAGACUCUCGUCUCAUGUCGACGGUACUCACUUCGGCGACGUAUGUAAGAACUGACACCAAGUUCACUCUCACAUCACCCUUUCCAAUCCCCGACCUGUGUUGAUCAGCCCUGCAAAAUUGUCCAGCUCUAUGUCAUCCAAGUGCGAGAGGGUAAUCGGCUUGUCCUCCAACGUCGUAAAUCUCAAAUUCCAUAUGAGCUUGCAGGUAAAGACAUAACAAUCCUCGGGAUGGCAGGUGCGUGUUUUUUUUUUUUAUAAAAGUGCAUGAUGCUUUUUUGGACUGGUACAAUCCUCUACUCCGAAGUCCUGCAAACUACAUACGUCUUCCGAACCCGAGUUGGCGUUUUUCUUCCUAGGACAACCAUUACAGACCUGACACAAUACUCAAAUUUGCUUUCUCGGCGCUACCCACUGCUCAGGACUCAGCGGUCCUCGUGGUGCAUGGUGACCGCUACCUCUGCAUGUUUCGUCGUGAAAACAAUGGCGAAUUUGAGCAAAAAACAUACGAUUUCUCCUUGGGUGGGAAAAAAAGACAAAUAUGUCUUGGCGUGGGCUAUAAAGACGGUAGAUUCUUAUAUUUAUUUGAAAUGGGGGAUAUAUUGAUUUUCAGCAUCAACAAUAAUGAGACCAGGAUGUUGCUGGCGGCGACUAAGCCUCUGCUUCCUGAACAACUCCAUCGAUGGGACAAUUUGCGUGUAGUGGGGGUGGUGGUGGCAAAAAAAGUCACGAAUGCAAAUGAUCAAUACCAGGAGGUAGAAGAGGUGUUAGGGUUUAGGCUGGUCACUCAUUGGAAGCGAGAUUGUGAGGGGAGCUUUCGGCUUGUAGCAGUGGAGGAAAAUGUUAUGAUGGUCGCCGAUCUGUUACUGGAGAAUAAGGACGGUGAUGACGUAUGGCAACAGUAGAACAACAGGAGUGAUUUUAGUGAAAGAUCGGUUGUCAUUGAAGAGGACUUUCGACAUAUAUUACAGUUACAUACUAUUUGUUCUUUUACACAUACUUGUCUUUUUUUGUUUGGAUAAUCUCUUUGUUUAGAACUUAAAGUAAUGGAGGGUACACAUGAUAUAAUCUGUGUUAUUAUUAUUACUUAUUAUUAUCUAUCUAUCAAUCUAUAUCUUCUAUCUAUUUAUCUACCUAUCUAUUUAUAUCUAUCUAUCUAUAAAUCUACACAUAAUAUAAUACACCGAAGGGAAAAACGGGGGCCCCAUUUCAAAUUUCCUGCAACGAGAGUGAAAGUAGGAAGGACAUUUUGGUCUUCACACUUACUUUUUUUAAUUCAUUAAAAAAACACGUAGUGGGAUUUGAACCAUGACCAUUUUAAGGAAAAGUAAGGAUCAUAACCAAUCACACUAAAUACAUUUGUUGUAUCUUUUUAAAUUAAAAAGAUAUAAUAGCAGAGAGGAAAAAACCCUUCCCCCAUUUCAAAUUUCCUGCUCCAGGAGCGUUUGUAGGAAUGAUAGAAUAGGGAGUGUCAAUUUUUUCCUCUUUCCUCUGUAGAACGGGCCAACUUACCGUACACAUGCGGAUUUAAACGGGUUCAAGAGUGUCAAUUUUUUCAUUAAGCCCUUUUAUUUCUCCGUGGUGAUAAAAUAUAUAUGAAGAGGCAAAAACAAUACUUCUUUUUAUUGCUAAAAAUAAAAAAUUUAACAAUAAACUAAUGCAUGGUAUCUAAUGGGCUAACCGCUAAACAUAAAAUAAAAGAGGUGAAUUGGUUUGACCUACACGGGAUUUGGCCAUCAAGUAAAACAAAUGAACAUCAUUGGUUUGACAUUCUAAAACAAGCUAUUUUCUCUGGCAUAAUAUAUUAUGCUAUUAUUUUAUAUCUUAGUGGCUAAAAUAUAAUGUAUUUUAAAGUUAUUCAAUGGUUCAACCUCGACCAACCCAAUUAGUCCAAUUUUUAUCAUUUCAAAUAUAUAUUAUAUAAUUAUUUGAUAUCAUAAUGAUCAAAUCAUAGUGUAUUUUAUAGGGAAUCGUUUGGUAUUUGUUAGUAAAAAACUAAACAGAAAGAUCUAUUUGGUUAUUUUAAACAUUAAAACGAUCCUAACAUUUUCAGUUCCUUUUGAAUUUCUAUGGUUUUAUUCCCGAAUAAGUGAUGUGCAAAUGGCAGUCAUCUCUUUUCUUUCACUAUUUUUUAUUUUCAAAUAAAAAGUUUAAAAGUAAAGAAUAAUUAGAAUUUGGCAUGGGUCGGUCAAACAGGCUGCAUUUCAAGUUUUGGCCCCUUUUGAUCAAGUCUAAUUUAUAAUCACAUGGUUCCCUGAUACCCGAUAAAAAUCUCAAUCCAAACCAGUUUGGCAGGUGAGUCCGUGUUUACCACCAUUUUCUAGGGAUAUGACAACGACGGUUCCUAUCCCAAAUCGUGUUGUUCGUUCUUGAUUUCCUUAGAUUUUAUCAUAGCCUGAAAAAAACCAGAAAGCACAAUGACGACAAGAUGAAAGUUUUAUAAACCAAAUUAAUCGGCCAACGGGCCGAGUAAAAGCUAGCAACGAUUGUGAGAUGCUCAUUUCCCGAAAACCGACGGGAUAGGCGAUUUUUUAUUCGAUUUUCUGGAAUUCAGUUUCUAUAAAACUUACUCCACCUCAUCAUAUUACCAGAAACAAUAUUGUUUCACAAGGUAACAGGUACUUGAUUUUGGUUCAUAAGGCCGAUUUUUGAUUUGUUGCAUCAUUAAUGUCUCUUUCCUGCUAAAAUUCACUAUUUUUAUCACGUGUUUCCCAAAAAAACUAUACAACAAUAAGUUAUACACCCUAUUACAUUAUCAAAUUUCAUACCUCACCUUCCUCUAGGGAUGGAAACAAAACCCGAACCCACGGGUACCCACCCGACCCAACUUGGUCAACGCGGGUAAAAUCCGUGUUGACGGGUUUUGGGACGGGUUUGGGUUUAAACCCGUUCAAUAUUCAUCGGAUUGGGUUGGGUUUGGGUUUAGGUAAACCCGACCCAUGGGUACCCGCCCACACCCAUAUAAUUAAUUUUCUCGAUAUAUUUAAUAUUCUAAACAACUUAUCUUAUUUAUGUUUGUGGAGACAUGUCUAAUUUUUUCUUUCUAAUUGUGUAGAAUGAAGUUGAUGUCAUCGAGUGGAGAGUGAAGAAACUUAAUUGAAAGGAAGAAGCUUUCAAUUAAUCAUGUUAUUUAUGGAUAAUUUGUUAUUUGCUUGAAUUUUCUAGAAUGGUAUUUUAUAUAUGGAUAAUUUGUAUUGAGAGAUUGAUAUUUGACUUUAAUUUUGAUAGGAACUUGUUAUUGUAAAAUUUUUAAGACAAAAACCUGUGGGUACCCAUGAACCCGCAGAUACCCAGUGGGUUGAGUUGGGUUUGAGUUUUUCAAACCCAGUGGAUUUUACCCCGAAUUUUUUUCACGGAUAAACCCAUGAAUUUGGAUUUGAAUUUGGCAAAACCCGACCCAACCCGACCCAUUGCCAUCCUACCUUCCUCCGGCCAACUGGCCGGGGCCCACACUAGUAUAUAAAAGGGUUUAUAAAAAUGCCCUCCUCCACGAGGUGAGACACCAUCACUUCCCCCAAGGGGUUGUGAGUUUCACAACCAAGGGCAACUUGGAUAGUAAAAAAAAAAUUAAUUAAUUACUUUCACUACCACUAGAGACUAACACAAAAAAAACAAUAUGUAAUUCGAAAAUCACAUAUCUGGAGAAAAAAAAAAGGAUGAUGAAAAGAGGAGAUUGUGAUCUUGCGACGGAGACCUCGUGGCGGUGGUGAUGGGAGGCAGAGGAAUGAGGGACGGAGGGCGCGACAGGGGGUGAAGUGACCUUCCGAUAUCUAAGUAGAUAUGCAUUAACUUCACAAGUAAAUAAACUAACACAUACCAUCAUAUUAUAAAAUGCAUUUAAUGACAAAUUUUUUAUUUUAAUAAAAUGAAUGUGUAGGGUUAAAAGGUAUGCCUAGUUAUAGCAUAUAUAUUCCUUUUAUUUUUCCGUAUUGAACAAGUAUCUACACAUAUAUAAUCUUUUUAUUUUUCCGAGUAGGACCCCAUUCUUCUCCACAUCGAAUAAGAUAAUUUAGACUGCUCGAGAAUAAGAUAACUUAGAAGAUUCAGAUUGUAUAUUGUGAUAUUAAUCCAUCAAUAGUAGGAAUAUAAUUUAUGAUGCAAGGCCAACGAAUAAUGAAAGCAGCCGCCACAAAAUUAUUGAGCAAAACAAGACUUCAUUCUCGUUUGGAGAGAUUAAAUUUUUUGUAUCCAACCUCCAAAAAAAAUCUAUCUAAUAUAAAAUCUUGCAAAAAAAAUUGUUUUUGAAUAUGAUGAUUCAUUUCCUAGGUUAGUAAGAAUAAAUAAUAAUAUUGACCACUUCAUGAGCCGUUAAAACAUGCACUUUCCUUUCUUCCCGUCACAUUAUAACCAACAACUCAAUAAUAAUAUUGUAGUUCCACCUUUUGUGUGCAUAUUUGUAGAACUAACAAAUCUCCUUGAUUAUAAAUCCACCAUACACCAUACAACCUUUUAAAAUGAAGGCUCAAACUCGAAUCAUGUACAAAAAUGAAAAUUUCAUCGAAACCACACAAAAGAAUCUAUAAUAUUUGGAAACAAAAAAUCCUGAAAGUAAAGUUGAUAAAAUUAUGAACAUGGAAGAUGAUCAACGACCAUGGGCUGAUAUAUGCCCAUAUCUCUUGGAUUCCAUCUAUAACAGACUCUCAUCUCACAUCGACGGUACUCACUUCGGCGACGUAUGCAAGAACUGGCACCAAGUUCACUCUCACAUCGCCCUUUCCAAUCCUCGGCCUGUGUUGAUCAACCAUGCGAAAUUGUCCAGCUCGGACGUCAUCCAAGUGCGGGAGGGGAAACGACUUGUCCUCAAACGACGUCGUGAAUCUCAAAUCCCAUAUGAGCUUACAGGUAAAGACAUAACAAUCCUUGGGAUGGCGGGUGCGUGGUAUUUUAUAAAAGUGUGUGAUGCUUCUUUGGGCUGGUACAAUCCUCUACUCCGAAGUCCUGCAAACUACAUCAGGCUUCCCAAUCCGAGUAGGUGUUUUUCUACCUACGACGACCAUUACAAACCUGACACAGUACUCAAAUUUGCUUUCUCAGCGCUGCCCACUGCGCAGGACUCGACGAUCUUCGUGGUGUAUGGCGACCGCUAUCUCUGCAUGUUUCGUCGUGGAAACUAUGAUGGAUUUGUGCAAAAAACAUACGAUUUCUCCUUGGGUGGCAAAAAAGGACAAACAUGUCUUGGCGUGGGCUACAAAGACGGUAGAUUCUUUUGUUUAUUUGAAAUGGGUGAUAUGUUGAUUUUCAGCAUCAACGAAAAUGAGACCAGAAUGUUGUUGGCGGCAACUAAACCUUUGCUUCCAGAACAACUCCAACGAUGGGAUAGUUUGAGUGUAGAGGCGUUGGUGUUGGCAAAAAAAGCCACAUCUGUAAAUGAUCGAUACCAUGACCAUGAGGUAGAAGAGGUGAUGGGGUUUAGGCUGAUCACUCAUUGGGAGCGAGAUCGUGAGGAGAGCUUCCUACUUGUAGCAGUGGAGGAAAAUGUUUUGAUGGCCACCGAUCUGUUACUGGAGAGUAAUAACAGUGAUGACAUAAAGGGCAACAGUAGAACAACAAGAGUGAUUUUAGUGAAAGAACGGUUACCAUUGAAAAGGAUUGUCGACGAACAUUAUAUUGAUACACUGUUUUUUAAUUUUUCCAUAUUAAUCUGGUUUUUUUCUUUUCUUUAUCUUUUUGAUAAAUUGGUCUUUUGCUUUUCGGAUUAUCUUUUUGCACCAAACUUAGAGUAAUGAAGGGUGCAUAUGAUGUAAUACGUGUUGUUAUUAUUAUUUUAUUUUUUUGCUGAUAAAAUAAGAGCUAAUGAUGAGGUGGAUGUUUUAAUUUCUAAAAGUGGAAAAGAUAGCAAAUCCUUUGAUAUAAUACGUGUAUAUGUUUUGUGCUUUAUAGAACUAAGACCUAGAUUUUAAUCCUUAAGGGUUUGGGAAUAAUAUCAUACGCCAAACUAUGCUUAAUUAGAGGUCUAUAUAUCAUUUUCUUACUCAAUGUAUGUCGUACCAUUGAUUUUACCCAAGGUACGAUAGAACCACCCAUAUAUAUAUAUAGGUGACUACUUCGGUGCACCCACAAAAAUGAGUGCGUUCAAUGCACCCAAUUCAAAAACUAGUCUUAAGGUGUCGGAUUUUGAAUUUUAAUUUGUAGAAUUAGUGUAAUAUGAUGAUAUAACAUAUGAUAACAACUAAUUAGCGGAUUACCCUAAGCUAUAGACCUCCAAUUUUGAGUUAUAUCCCUAAAUCCCAAAUUAUAAACCCUAACCCUAACCCCAAAUCUCUAAACUAUAAAUCCUUCAAAUUAAAGUAAAUCUUUAAUG